AUGGCGUCCCAGUCCCACCCUAUCCAUGUCGCCGUACUAGAUACCGACAUUCCGUGCCUAUCGGUUUACGCUCAGCGGGGUCUCUAUAGUUCGCAGUUCCGCGUCCUACUCCAAGCGGCUGCAGAGCGCCUCAACAAGAAUGCGAGGACCAGCCUCCCAAAUGGCCCACUCGGCGUGCAUGUCACUGCUUUCGAUGCCGUAGGGGGAUCAUUGCCUCCACUCGAAUCGCUUCGCACGAGCCCGGCGUCUCCAACCGAGACGCCUGCCUCACUGGGCCCCAUUGAUGCGAUUUUGAUCACCGGCUCUGUAUGCUCCGCCUACGACCCGCAUCCAUGGAUCAAGCACCUUACUUCGUACAUCCAAAUGGUGCACGCCAAUUUCCCCUAUGUCAAAAUGUUUGGCUCCUGCUUCGGCCAUCAGCUCAUCGCCCAAGCACUCCUGUCAGAACCUACCGCAGACGCGCGGUGUACCUUUCAUGUUGAGUCUGCGCUGAGUGGCUUUGAAGUAGGAAUCCACCCCAUCACCCUGGAGCCGGCUUUUACUGCACAUUUCCCACCCCUUGCCCGCUUGUCGGGACCAUUCCGCAUCCAGCUGGUCCACGGCGACCAAGUAGUCCCAACUCCCGCCGCUGUGGCUGCAUAUGGGACGAAUGUGGCCCUACCUGCGCCCUGGAUCAACAUGGGCAGCAGCGCUGUUUGCCCGAUUCAAGGGCUGUACAGCCCCGGCCGCGUCCUGACAUACCAGGGCCACUUCGAGUUCGACACGUUCGUCAAUAGCGAACUGAGCCUGGAAUUUGGGCGCCGCAAGAACUGGCCGGCGGAGGUCGUUGACAGUUAUCUGCAGCAGAUCAACCGCACCCUCGUGCCAGGCCACGAUGAUGAUGACGAUUCCAAAGCUGCAGCGGAGGCAGUUCUGUUGUUCUUCGCUGGCGAGGAUCAGCCGCAGAAACAUGCCUUUAUACAGAGCGAUGGGUUGCUUACGCCGCCCCUUGAGUAG
Penicillium chermesinum is the source of this 996-nucleotide messenger RNA. RefSeq names its product type 1 glutamine amidotransferase. The coding region runs from base 1 to 996 and encodes 331 amino acids. The record is from RefSeq and is a predicted model, not a curated record. NCBI's taxonomy places the organism in Eukaryota, Fungi, Ascomycota, Eurotiomycetes, Eurotiales, Aspergillaceae. Gene Ontology annotation, cellular component: cytosol; nucleus. The transcript has a single exon.